AUGCCCGAGCCAGAACAACAAGCGCAUGAAUCUACGCCGCUACUGCGAGAAAUAGAGGAGGAUUUCCGGUCCAUGCUUCGGGAGGAGGGCUCUAGUGAGAGUAUUUGGCAGCUAUUUAAAGACAAACCGGCCACAAUGGUACUUAUUUUGUCUCUAUUUUCCUUGAUCUUUCUUGCCGCCAAGAGUUUGGAGUCUUUUAGCCCAGCGCAUUAUGUGGACGCGGUCUCAUACAAGCUGGUUUCAGCCAAAAUACUUCAAUUGGAUGAGGAUAUUUCCAUGGCAGUAAGCGCAUGGACGAAAAUGGACUAUACGCUGGUGGAUGGUCCCGCUGCAUGGCCUGUUGAGGUCAUGGCGGGAUUUGUUGGGGAUAUAUCCGCAGAAAUUAUUGGACCAUUAGAGAUUUCGGUGCAAAAUGCAUCCAAAACCUCUCAUCUGGCAUCCGUAGCGGUUCCAGGUCUCUUUGUUGUGGACGUGUCAAAUCUUGCCGAGACGGAGAUUGAUAUGACCUGCAGCAUCUCAAAUAUCGGCAGGCCCGAUUUGCUUCAAAAGCUUUCAAUGGAUUUGAUGAGCGGCAAAGAGUUAAUUUUUGUCAUUAAUGCUCUUGUGAGGAUAAGGAAGUGGGGGUUUGUGUUUUCAGCUCCUGUGUCUGUUGACGUGCCUUUGCGAUUCGACGAGGCGCAUGGAGAACUUGGGCAUCUUGCAGGCAUUGAGGUCGGCAGAAAUGCAGACAAUAGUCUACAAGUUGACAUGACUGCAGAAGUUGCGUUUGCAACCAUUGUUGAAGCCGAGAUCCCAAGCUUGGCCUGGUCCGUGAAGAUGAAUGGCUGCGACCACAAGCCAAAAGUUGCAAUUGACAGAGCGACAACAGAGUGUGUCAUGUUGCAGACCGAUGAGCCGUCAUUCAACGUCAGUAUGAGCAUGGCAUUGAGCGAGCUGCCUGAGAAUCUCACUAAACCAUGUGACGGCAAAAAAUCAGCGUUGGAUGCAUGGCUAUCUAGAUACCUGGCUGGAGAAUCAAACGAGCUUUUUGUUGAGGGCUCCUCGGAUAUCCCCAUCUUGAACUCAUUGAUCCACGGCUAUAAUCUGCCAGUAACUCUUUCUGGAAAGCCACUCGACGACAAGCUAAUAAAGCAAAUCGAGGUCAACAACUUUGAGAUCACAUAUGGAAAUGUGAACGAAGCACUCAUCACAGCAAACGUUAUUGUCCACAUAAAGAUGCCCGACAUAAUUCAUCUCAAACGGGAUAUUUUGGUGGCAGUGAACUCUGUCAAGGGCCCUAUUUAUUUAUUUGAUGAUGGUGUGCGAAUGGGUCAGGUCUAUAUCGAAGAAUGGACACCGACCGUAACGGUUCCUCAAGAUGACGGGUUCAAGAUCACUCUGUACCUAGACAGAGCGCCCUUUGAGGUAGAAAAUGCCAGCCAGUUUGCAAAGUUCACACGCACUCUGCUGAUAGUAGGGCAUGCCCCAGUUGCAUACCAAACACUCCUUGAUUUAUCUAUUCAAAGCCCCAUUGGAGACAUGGCCUUGCAAGGGAUGUAUUUCCAAGGUAAGACUGAGGUUUAUAAGUGA
Molecule: messenger RNA, 1569 nt
Organism: Wickerhamiella sorbophila
Lineage: Eukaryota; Fungi; Ascomycota; Dipodascomycetes; Dipodascales; Trichomonascaceae
Exons: 1
Coding region: 1-1569 (522 amino acids)
Source: RefSeq, a predicted model, not a curated record